AUGGAAAAGAUCAACGUCAAGAAUAUAGUUACCCAGUCUCUCUUGUUGGGAAUAGCAUUACUGCUACCAAACUCUGCCAAAAUUUGUACAACGGCAGGUCGUCACUUCACUGGAUAUGUGGUGGAGAACCGUAUCAAUCUCAAAGGACUAAGUAACGAAUAUCAUCUUCUGUAUUGCAAUGACAACAAACUAAUUUUUGACAAGAGUUUGAAUGACACUAUACCUUGGACAGCCCAAAUCAGUUUUGGAUGUGAUGAAGUAGUUCUUGCAAGGAGAAAGUCAUUCUCGCUUCGCGAACUCCCAUUGUAUUUCCCGCAUACUUUAGUUGGGGGGAUUUUCGUGAAUCUAGGCAAUGAUACAAAGACAUCUGUUCCGUUGAUCGCAGAAAGCGUGUCAAGACAUUGGAUUGAGAUCAACCACAGAAAAGAGGUAAUUUACCAUUUUCCUAUUUUGUCUACUCCCAAAAUAGACAGCAAGAGGUAUCAUAUGACAAUGGAUUGGGAUCGCUUCAUUCUGACUACCGAAAGCUACAAUUUUAACUAUGACCCAAGAAAUACUCUAAGAAAAAACUAUGAUUUGAUUUUAAAUAUCUUGAAUUCAUUAGUUGGCCAAGAAGGCAAUAAAGAGACAGUUUUUAUUGCUCUCUCAUACCUCUCUGAUGCUCUAUCCUCAGUCCAGUUUAUGGGGUUGAUGAAAAAGUUAGACAAUCUAUUAAAGUACUAA
Messenger RNA from Priceomyces carsonii, 723 nucleotides. RefSeq lists its product as uncharacterized. The transcript has a single exon. NCBI's taxonomy places the organism in Eukaryota, Fungi, Ascomycota, Pichiomycetes, Serinales, Debaryomycetaceae. The record is from RefSeq and is a predicted model, not a curated record. The coding region runs from base 1 to 723 and encodes 240 amino acids.